GGACGGUGCCGCGGAGAGGUGGGUCCUGCUUUCCCCAGGCCUGACUGAACUUUAACUUCUCUGCUCAUUGAGCAACACGGGGCUCUGCACUUUGCUUAACCCUGGGGAGUGGUCAUCAGCCUUUGACCUCAGCCCUCCCCUCCUGACCAGCUCCCAACCCCGCUGCGCCGGGACCUCAGUCCGGUUCGCAGCGCAGAGCCAGUGUGCAGGGCCUGCCUCUGCCCCUACCUCCAGCGGCCAGCCCCGGGCACACCGCCACCAUGCUUCCCAGGGCUUCGGGGAGAAGGCAGCUCUGCCUCCUGGGUGUGCUGCUCGCCGGCCUCUGCGGCGGCGCGGCCGGCCAGGGCAGCCCCGUGGAGGACAUCUGCGUGGCGAAGCCGAGGGACGUGCCCGUGAGUCCCAUGUGCAUUUACCGCUUCCCGGACAAGAACGCCACCGAGGAGGAGGGCGGCGAGCAGAAGAUCCCCGAGGCCACCAACCGCCGGGUGUGGGAACUGUCCAAGGCCAAUUCCCGCUUUGCCACCACCUUCUACCAGCACCUGGCCGACUGCAAGAACGACACCGACAACAUCUUCCUGUCGCCCCUGAGUAUCUCCACGGCCUUCGCCAUGACCAAGCUGGGGGCCUGCAAUGACACCCUCAAGCAGCUGAUGGAGGUUUUUAAGUUUGAUACCAUCUCCGAGAAAACAUCUGAUCAGGUCCACUUCUUCUUUGCCAAACUCAACUGUCGACUCUAUCGAAAAGCCAACAAGUCCUCCAAGUUAGUAUCGGCCAACCGCCUUUUCGGAGACAAAUCCCUGACCUUCAAUGAGACCUACCAGGACAUCAGCGAGGUGGUCUAUGGCGCCAAGCUCCAGCCCCUGGACUUUAAGGCACAUGCAGAGCAGUCCAGAGAGACCAUCAACAAAUGGGUAGCCAACAAGACGGAAGGCAGGAUCACUGACGUCAUUCCCAAGGGAACCAUCAACGAACUGACCGUCCUGGUGCUGGUUAACACCAUUUACUUCAAGGGCCUGUGGAAGUCGAGGUUCAACCCUGAGAGCACAAGGGAGGAGCCGUUCCACAAGGCCAGCGAGGAGACGUGCUCAGUGUCUAUGAUGUACCAGGAAGGCAAGUUCCGGUACCGGCGCGUGGCAGAAGGUACCCAGCUGCUGGAGUUGCCCUUCAAGGGUGAUGACAUCACCAUGGUGCUCAUCCUGCCCAGGCCCGAGAAGAGCCUGGCCAAGGUGGAGCGGGAGCUCACCCCGGAGGUGCUGCAGGAGUGGCUGGACUUGCUGGCGGAGACGAUGCUGGAGGUCCACAUGCCCCGCUUCCGCGUCGAGGAUGGCUUCAGUUUGAAGGAGCGUCUGCAAGACAUGGGUCUGGUUGACUUGUUCGAUCCUAAGAAGGCCCAUCUCCCAGGUAUCACCACUGAGGACCAGGCUGACCUCUACGUCUCCGAUGCGUUCCACAAGGCGUUUCUGGAGGUGAACGAGGAAGGCAGCGAAGCAGCAGGGGCCACCGGCAUCGUGAUGGCUGGCCGUUCGCUGAACCCCAGCAAGGUGACCUUCAAGGCCAACAGGCCCUUCCUGGUCCUUAUAAGGGAAGUUGCUCUCAACACUAUUAUCUUCAUGGGGAGAGUAGCCAACCCUUGUGUUAACUGAAAUAGUCUCACUCUUUGCACCCAUUCCUAUUCUGGUUUGUGAACGGAAAUAAAGACAGAUACAACUGCUUCCAUCUCGCAAUUAUGAGUGGACGCAACCAUGUGAAAUAAAGACCAGGGAUGGAAACACA
Molecule: messenger RNA, 1773 nt
Organism: Chinchilla lanigera (long-tailed chinchilla)
Lineage: Eukaryota; Metazoa; Chordata; Mammalia; Rodentia; Chinchillidae
Gene: Serpinc1
Product: serpin peptidase inhibitor, clade C (antithrombin), member 1
Exons: 7
Coding region: 261-1643 (460 amino acids)
Biological process (GO): regulation of blood coagulation
Molecular function (GO): serine-type endopeptidase inhibitor activity
Source: RefSeq, a predicted model, not a curated record